AUGUCAUCGCUACUGUGGGAAAAACUUAACGGAACCAUCCAUCCGUGGAUCCAGGAAGCCAUCACUUCCUUGGGCUUUACCUCCAUGACUCCAGUCCAGGCAUCCACCAUCCCACUUUUCUGUGGAAAUAAAGACGUGGUGGUCGAGUCUGUCACAGGUUCGGGAAAAACUCUAGCGUUUGCCAUUCCCGUGUUGCAGCAUGUGUCCAACAGAUUGUAUGGACCAAUUGAUUCAACUGAGAAGCCUGAGCCAGUAAAAAAGGGCCACAUGCUUGCAGUCAUCGUGUCGCCAACUAGAGAGUUGGCCAGUCAGAUUCAGAAGGUGUUGGAAAGCAUUUUGGAGUAUUUGCCGGAGCAUCUCCCCCAAAUUAAGACCCAGUUGGUGUUGGGGUCUCUCAACACUGUUCGUGGAGACUUGGAAGAAUUCCUCACAAGCAAGAACCACAUUAUUAUUGCCACACCAGGUCGUCUUCUCGAUCUUUUAGCCUCUCAGAAAGUGCAUACGCUGUCGGUUGAAAUUGCAGUGUUGGAUGAGGCAGAUAAACUCUUGGAUAUGUCGUUCGAGAUGGACGUCGUGUCGAUUUUGAAGCAGCUUCCUAAACAGAGAAGAACUGGUCUCUUCUCGGCCACACUUUCCGCUGCUGGUGAUAAGAUCUUCCGUACGGGAAUGCAGAAUCCUGUGAGAAUCGCUGUCAAGUCGAAAUCGGCAGGUAAGGCUGCUCCCUCGUCCUUGACUAUCCAGUAUAUGCUCGUUGAGCCAGAGAAAAAGCUUACUACCAUGUUGAAGAUUGCUAACGACUACCGUUUCAAAAAAUGCAUUGUUUACUUCCCCACUUGCAGCUCGGUCAAGCAUUUCAUCAACGUUUUCAGCAUCUUGAAGCUGGACCCUAACUAUCCCGUUAAAUUCCAUUCCUUGCACGGACAACUUUCAACCAGUGCGAGAUUGAAAACACUCAAUAAUUUCUCCGAUGGAGAUUCUAAUGUUUCCAAGCACGUACUCAUGACUACUGAUGUAGCCGCUAGAGGUAUUGACAUUCCUGACGUGGAUCUUGUCAUCCAACUUGAUCCUCCUACUGAUCCGGAAAUGUUUUUGCAUAGAUGUGGAAGAACAGGACGAGCUAAUAAGGUUGGGCGGGCAGUGGUGAUGUUGAACAAAGAUUCCAUGGAGGAGGACUACGUUGAUUUCAUGGAGGUAAAGGGUGUUCAAAUGUCAGAAAUGGCUGCUCCAGACCUUGGCGAUUUCCACCAGGAUUUUCAGGAAAAAGCUCAGAAGUACAUGCUCGCAGAUCGGGCACGUCAUGAGAUUGCUGUAAAGUCAUAUGUUGCAUUCGUCAGAUACUAUCAGAAACAUGUUGCAUCAUCCAUUUUCCGCAUGCAAUCUCUCGACUACUUAGGCAUUGCUAGAAUGUAUGCUUUACUUCGGUUGCCGAAAAUGCCAGAGACGAGGUACAUUUCGCAGGAACUGAUGCCUGAGAAUGGAUGGUUGACCUCGGCUUUGUCUGACAUGAACACCUACGCCUACGCAGAUGAGGCCAGGGAAAAAUCCAGAUUGGAGACCAUGGAGGAGGAGAAGCAGAAGAAGAUCAAUGAUGCUAAAGCCAGAAAGAUUCUCAAGAAGAAGAACGAGUCGUGGUCGCUGAAAGCAGAUGCAAAGGAGACUAAGGCAGAGAGACGUGAAAAGAAUAAGCGAAAGAGAGAGGCUAUUCAGCAACAACUCAUGGAAGAGUCUUCAGAGGAUGAAGAAACACAGGUGGACUGGAAGGAUUUGGUAAGACAGAACAAGAAACCAAAAAGCAAUUCGCAAAUGCAAGGAUCUUUUGACGAUUUAUGA
Messenger RNA from Sungouiella intermedia, 1830 nucleotides. NCBI's taxonomy places the organism in Eukaryota, Fungi, Ascomycota, Pichiomycetes, Serinales, Metschnikowiaceae. The record is from the annotation of a GenBank genome assembly.